Molecule: messenger RNA, 2440 nt
Organism: Epinephelus fuscoguttatus (brown-marbled grouper)
Lineage: Eukaryota; Metazoa; Chordata; Actinopteri; Perciformes; Serranidae
Product: zinc-binding protein A33
Exons: 10
Coding region: 642-1958 (438 amino acids)
Molecular function (GO): protein binding
Source: RefSeq, a predicted model, not a curated record
UCAAGGCCUGCAGUUGUUAUUAGCAUCAAACGUUACAUAAAUGCACCAGUGCAUGCUGUAAAAUAUUCACAGUAUGGUUUAGUCCUUGUGCUGUUGCUGUAAAAUUAUUUUUUCUUCUAAUAUUUUUUAUCUUAAUACACAUACAUAGGCCUAUAUAUUAUUUAUUAUUUAUAUGUUUAAUAUUAAAUAACACAGUUAACACAGCUUAAGGUGUUUUAAUAAUAAUUUUUACACAGUAAUUGAUGUCUAUUAGAAGUUAAUCUGUUUUUGCAAUUAUAUCUCAACUUCCUUUUAUAUAAAAAUAUGCACCAUUAACAUAAUACCAGUAAAUGUAAAAGAAGAGUUACAGUAACCUCACUGCAGAAUCAGAGCAUGUACGUCACUCAGAGAUAUGAAGAGGUUUAUAACCGUUAUAAAAACGCUCUCUUGCCCUCACUGAAAGCGUGCCAGCAGCUGCCGGGAAGCAGUUGAGAUUUCUUGUCAGAUAGUUCUGCAGAAAGUUUCCCUCAACGCCUCAGAGGCCAUAAAAGAGUCCAAAGAUCAGGGAGGCGCAGAGAGGAACAAAUACGUUGAGCGGAGAGCGGUGCCCGUCCAGUCUUCUCCACCAGCAGAGCUGCACCAACACUCCCUCAGAGCACAGGAUGGAGGGCGCUACCAUCGAGAUGAAGAGUAUCCUGAAACCUGGUAGAAGAGUGAGCAUAUUGAAGGGGGGUGACAGCAGCACCACCCAGAGCAGCUCCAUCGGGGCCGUGCGCUGGAACCUGCCCGAGAAGGACGUCCAGAUUCACAGCUCGGUCCCCAACAGACCCACCGUCAGCUUCACCAAACACUCACAGCAUCAUCCUCAUCAGAAGAGCCUGAGGGAUCUCCGCAGCCUGCAGGAGUGUGUGCAGUUCAUCCAUCACUGGAAGGAGCAAGUGGACCAAGUCUGCAAGCAGGGCACUGAGAAUCCAGGAGAGGGCACCAGUAAGACAGAAGCCCAGUGUUCAGACCGGCGUGCUGAGCGCAGUCUUGAGGAGAGCAGGAAACUGAUCUUGGAGUGGGCUGACGAACUCCACCAUGUCGACAAGCUCCUGAAGGAGAUGCCCUCAGAUUCCAAGAGUGAAGAAAAUGAAAAUAAAAACGCCAAUGAGGAGGGACAGAUGAGGAUUAUGGAGUGGGCCAAGGAGCUGCAAAUGGCGACUGAGAAUUGUGGUGUGCAGAGCGACGAGCUGGGUAAAGUGUUGCGCUCCCUGGGCCUGAAGAAGAAACGUCUGGUCAACCUGCUGCCCCUGCUGGAGUUUAUCACCUGGUCUCUGCUCAAAGAAGACAGCACGAAAAUGAUUCCACAGAUGUGGUUACUGGCAAAGCAAAGAACCUGGAAAGCAGGAAUUCCAAGAUACAUCCCCAACUCAGUUUGGAGCUGGAUUUGCAGCGCAGAAGCUGAUGUGAUUCUGGACCCCAUGACCAACCACCCCUGGCUGCAGCUGUCAGAGAACCAGCGUAUGGUCCAAGAAGGCCGCUCAGAGGCCGACCUGCCUUACAGCUCCCAGCGCUUUGACAGCUGGCCCUGCGUGCUGGGCUGGGAGGGCUACAGCAGCCGCCGCCACUACUGGGAGGUAGACAUAGCCAACAAGGGCUGCUGGCGCAUAGGACUGACCACCGCCAACUCCAAGCGUCACGGCCGGUGCCCCAUGACCCCAAACCAGGGCUACUGGACCCUGUGGCGCAGCGCAAACCAGUUCUACGCAUGCACCAAGGAGGAGACUACACUGCCCAUCAGCCUCGUGCCUCAACGUAUGGGAGUCUACCUGGACUACGAAGAGGGCCAGAUCUCCUUCUACAACGCAGAAACAAAGUCCCACAUCUACACCUUCACUGGAAACUUCAAAGGCAAGCUGUAUCCUCUCUUCGCCCCGCUGGAUGGUCGCACACGCUUGACAAUCAAGCAUACAAAUAUUGAAAUAGAUGAGCUUUAACAACUCUUAUUGGAUGACUGGAAGAAUUGACUUAACAAAUCUACAAGAAUAUUUGGGAUCUCACAUGAAUCUUCCAUCCCUAUAUGUUGCUGUAAAAAUAUCUCAGAUUUUCAUCUUUAAGCUGAAUUUAAAAUCCCUUAAGCAUCAGCUCAAACCUGAAUUUGAACAGUGGUAGACACUUCAAGACUUUAUCACAGUGCUGAUAUUAUAAAUAGAUGUAUCUGAUCAUACUAAUGAUAGAAGUGGAGAUUCUUAUCAGACAGACAGUAAGAAAGAGAACCUAAAGUGAAACCCAACUCUGAGUUAAUAUAAACGUAUUUAUUUAAAAAAAAAUAAAGUUUUGAAAAGCAGGGUUUUAAUUUUCUACGUUAAUAUUUAUCUGUGGACAUCAAAGUGUGAACACAUUCUGCAUUUACAUGCAUGCAUGCACUUUAAAACGCACUUUGUGAUAAGCAUCUAAUAAAUAUUUCCUGUACAUAUCA